Gossypium arboreum is the source of this 1993-nucleotide messenger RNA. RefSeq lists its product as uncharacterized. Bases 360 to 1058 code for a protein of 232 amino acids. Gene Ontology annotation, molecular function: lipid binding. The record is from RefSeq and is a predicted model, not a curated record. Lineage: Eukaryota; Viridiplantae; Streptophyta; Magnoliopsida; Malvales; Malvaceae. The transcript is spliced from 4 exons.
UAAUCUAUUGAGCGCAAAGCCCCCAUUAAUUAGUGUGGCUUUGGUUUUAUUCUCUGUUGUUUCUCUAAAGCUACCAACAAUCCAUGUGCGUCAUCUUCCCUACCUUUAGCUUCUUGUUCCUUUUUUAGAAGUAAAGAAUCUAACUUUUAUCUAUAUCCAGAGAUCCAGACAUAGCCUGCAGCAGUUUUAAUCAUGGAGCUUCUUCUGGCACCGCAUGUGAAUAGCAAUCACCUCGGCCCACCUCCACUAAUUAUUUUACUCUCUUCACCACCCUGCCCUUGUAGUUAUCAGAGUUCGCUAUAUAUGCACACACAUGAAAUUAAUCCUCCUAUUCCUAAAGUGAAAGUUAAAGAGGACCAAUGAACACUAGUUCCGUAGCUUGCAGCCAGUCAUGGAGCAUCAGCGAGGAGUCUCUAAGGAGAUACGUGCACUUUGCAAGUGAGAGCUGUGUGCAGGAGUUGUUAAUGUCGGCUUCCAGUGAUUGUGGGGAUGGAUGGAAGAUCCUCCUCACCCUUGACAAUGGAGUAGAGAUAUCCAAACGCAGGUCUGGCUCUCUUCACAUUUUCCGUAGUCGCUGCCUGCUCAGAUCUGUCUCACCCCAGCAAUUCAUCACCGUUGCCAAUGCUAUAGAUGCUGCCAAGCAAUGGGACCCUGACCUGGUAGAUGCCAGAUAUAUAAAAGACGUUGAAGAUAACUUAAGCAUUAUUCGUCUCAAGUUUGGAGAAAACUCCAAGGCUUUGUUCAGAAAAAGAGAAUUCAUAGUUUACGAGCGACGUGAAAGCAUGGAGGAUGGCACUGUGGUUGUAGCAGUGGCGUCACUGCCAAAGGAAAUAGCAGCUGGAUUGCUUCCAAAGCCAAAUAAUGCAAUUAGAGGGUUAUUGGUGCAGUCAGGGUGGGUUGUGGAGAAGCUUGAUGAUUUAAACUCCUGUCUUGUUACUUACGUCCUUCAGUUAGAUCCUGCAGGAUGGCUCCCCAAGUGUUUUGUGAAUCGACUCAAUACCAAGUUAGUUAUGAUCAUUGAAAAUCUUAAGAAACUGGUUCAAACUACCCCACCAUGAGUGAGUGAGUCAAUUUUUUCUUUUACCAUCAAUGGACAAAAAUGAAGUUUUUUAUUAAUAUAUAUAUUCAAUUCCCUACUCCAUCCUUCUUUCUCUACCAUUCAAGUUUUAAAGAUUUCUAAUGGUCCUUGUACUUUCUUGAUUUUUCUUUAAUAUCUUACUGCCACGUCGAUACUAUCUUAGGUAAAUUUUUCAUUACCAAAACUCAAUUAUACCGGAUGUAUUUUCAAUUUUCUAAAAUAGAUUUACUAAAUAUUAAAGAUUUUCAAAAUUUGUAAGAAAUCUUAAAUCAAGAUUCCACUAAUUCAAUUUAUCUAUUCAUAUCCUACGCUUUUUUUAGAAUUUCUCCUAAUGUUGCUUUAUUUCGUACAUAUUGUCUCACUAAUCACUAUAAAAUGAAAAGAAAAAAAACUAAACUCCAAAAUAUCUUCUUCUUUUUUUUUUAAAUUCUAAUAUUUUAUAUUUUACAUGAGUAAAAAUAAAUUAUAUAUUGUGGAGUGUACCUCGCAUUUCGGUUGAAUAGAUUGUGACGUCGUGAUGAGAAAGAGCCGAUGUCACGUUGACACGAAUGCAUGGCGUCCCGACGAGCCAAACAUGACACCAAGAUGUGGCGAUGUGUUUCCUACUCAACCAGAUUUCUUCUUCUAGUUAAACUCUAUAUUUUCCCUAUCUAACUCUGAUUAUUUUAGGGGUGUUUUAGUCAUAUUUUCACACGAAUUUCAACCUAUAAAUAGUCCCUUUAGCAACCCUAGAUAGUUUAGAACAACAACAAAAUUAAGAUGGAGUUUGUGGAAAUUUCGGGAAAUCUUUGUAUUUCGGGCUCAGUAUUUAUUUAUUUCUCCAUCUUAUGCUCCCUUUUCAGUUUUUAUCGAUUUUAGUAAAGUUUUUGUUAUCCAUGAUUUUUUAUACUAUUCGAAAAGGUUUUUCCACGUAAA